Messenger RNA from Ostrea edulis (European flat oyster), 5448 nucleotides. Its product is annotated as sushi domain-containing protein 4-like. Lineage: Eukaryota; Metazoa; Mollusca; Bivalvia; Ostreida; Ostreidae. The record is from RefSeq and is a predicted model, not a curated record. Bases 91 to 1656 code for a protein of 521 amino acids. The transcript has 8 exons.
UGCAGCUUACCGGAAGUAAACAGACUGCCUGACAGUAUUGUCAUGCGUAGUACAUGUAUAGCAAACAAAACAGAGAAGGUGUUUUGAUCGAUGAUGAAAGAAAGUUACCUCGGGUUCCUUGUGGUAUUUGUUGCAUCUGUUUACCAUGAAUGUACAGCAAAGAAACAACAAAUUAAAGAAUACCACACAGUGAACAGUUGUGGAGAAUUUCCUAACAUUGCAAAUGGGCAAGUUAAGUACAGUGGAAUUUAUGCUACUAUUGACUGUGAUAAAGGCUUUCAUCUGAAAGGGGAUGGAACAUUCAAAUGUGACCAUCGAUCAGGCAAUCAUUGGAGUCCAUCCACGAGACCCCAGUGUCUGCCUGUAAAAGGUUCCUGUCCCGUACCAUCAUUUAAUCACGGAAUAAUAGACAGACAAAAAGAGGACGAAGUAGGAGUUCUAUAUUGUGCAGAUGGAUAUUUCAUAAAGUGGAAGGACGGAACAUUUAGAACUUCCCUUCCGGUGGAUUGUUAUAAUGAUAAAUGGUAUUUCAGAACAACUCAUCGUGAGCAAGCAAGAGAUUGUGAAAAAGUACCAGAGGUGAGAUGUGAAGAGCCACCAACUAUAUCCCAUGCCAAAUUGGACAGAUUUUAUGGCACACCACCGUAUUUAUUUGAGGGCAUGAAGGUCCACUGUAUGGAUGGGUACAAGUUAAUAGGAGAAUCUACAGUGGUAUGCCAGGAAACCGGUGUCUGGUCUGAACUUCCAAUUUGUGUACAGAAAGCAGGACCUCCCGAAUCUUGCGAUGUUCCUAUAAUUCCUAAUGGCAGCUGCAGCUGUUGGACCGCAGACUCCAGUCUAUGUACACAUGUGCCAAAUCUGAAUCAGAUGGUAUGUUCCUGUGACUCUGGAUACCAGACAGAGGGACAGCAGGUCCUCACCUGUAAAGGUGGCAUAUGGGACUUCUAUAUUCCAUCUUGUAUCGUAUCACCAACAGAAGUAUCAGUGGGAGAUAACCAAGAGGACAACAACAGUCACAUGAACACACUUGCUGUAGUUAUAGCUACGGCUUGUAGCGUGUUGGGACUCCUGUUAAUGGUGAUGGUCAUUGUUAUACUACGUCGCAAAAAGCCAUCCCAUCAUCACCACCAACGCUUGUAUGAUCAGGGUGCCAUGCCGCCACCAUAUGGUCGGGUACACCCUAUUGAUGAACACGACAGGGUAGCAUUGAUAGGGUAUGAAUCAGCCAGGUUACCAACUUAUGAUGAGGCUACAAGAGACCCUGCUUCACAACAAGUAGUGAAUCAAAGGUCAGCUCAGGAAUUUAGGCCUCUACCAAAUAUUCCAUUCCAGCUUCGUAGCCCUGCACUUCCUACCAUUGACAGUACUAGCAGACAUUCCAUCACCACCACUACCACUGGGAAUGGCGAGGUGUUUGGUUCAAUAGAUACAGUAAAUUUUAGCAUGAGUGAUGCAUCUACCGCAGGUACAGUAGACACCAUUGAUAGUCGAACCAGCCGACCCUCACAUGGAUCACGCACUGCUACUGCUGGAAGUCUGGAAUCUUCCAGGGAAAAUCUCUCUUCAGAAGAUGCACCAUUACUGGAAAACAAUACAUUAGAAUUAAACACAGAGACUCAAGAUGAAGUUAUAGAAGAGGAAAUUAAGGAAUUCUAGAUGGUUCAAAGAUGUUCAACCCGACAUGGGAUAGUGCAUCAUAUUUCUAUCAAAUUGUCGGCAAUGCUUGCUUCAUCAUACACCAAUAUUCCUUUAGUUUAGAGAUUUCUGUGAUAAGAAACUUAUUUUGUAUGUCUUGAAAAUUUAUGCAAGCAGUGUACUGAAUUGAGUUGUAGCAUUUACAUGCAUUCUCAUAAGUGAGGCAUUUUGCUGUGAUUUUGUCUGUUUACUUCAUAUUUUCAACUUGUCAGAAAUCCUAAUUUUCAACCAAACUAAGCACAAAACAUCUUGUGGGUAAAAGAAAUCAAGCCAGCUUCAAGGGGAAAUAAUGAAGAAAUGGUGAUGAUAAAUUUUAGAUGUGUUCAUCCGGGAGCCGUAGUUGAAACAUGUUAGAGGUACAGAUUUCAAAAUACACAGCAACAUCAACAAAUCAUUAUGCUUGUAAUUUCAUACAUUGUAGAUUCUAGAUUGUUAAAACCAUUCACUCCAUGGAUUGGAUGAGUCUAGACUAGGGUAGAAUGUAAUUAUAUCUAUAGGAAAUUCUCCUUUUAAUUAUUGUACAGGCAUCCUCAUGUAUAGUAGGUCUAGGGUUUUCAAACCUGGGGUGCAUUUUACAAAAGAACUUACGACCAACUUUACAUACUGGAAUUUUCCAGUUUAUUGGAAAAUAAUUGGCUUCAAAUGCAAAAUAUUUUUUUAAAAUGGUGAAAAUUAAGCACCAGAAAAGUUUUACUUCAUUCAUUUAAAGUAAUAACUGUGUAAUACACUUUAAGACUUGCAACUUUGUCGUAAGUUGUUUUGUAAAACGGGUCCCUGGUCACUACAGGGUUCAAAGUGGAAUGAAUAAGAUUUAUAAAAGAUUAUUUUUGUUCUUGAGGAUAGGCAGGACAUUUAUUAUGUGACUGAAAUUCAUUACAUGUAUAUCAAAGUCCACAUCAAAAUAGUGUCCGUCUUUGCUUUAUUACCUAUGACAUCAUAGCCUACUAAACUAUGUUAUGCCUUGAUGUAGGUAGUGACAUAGAUGUUGGGUGCAUUGUGAUGUCAUAGUGAUAAAGCUGUCAAAUGGGAGGGAAUGAGUUGAUUUUUGAUUUACCUCGAAUGUAUCCACCAAUUCUCCCUCUUGAAACUUAGAUGAAAUACUUCAGAAUAAAUUUGAUUUGUAUAGUUUGAUCUUUGGAUUUUUUGACUAUUGAUUGAUGGUACCAUUCAAGUACAUGUAUAUAUGAUGAUAAAUGAUAGUUGUAGUCACUAGUGGUGAGAGUGGACAAAAGUUCAAUGUUAUCCAAGUUCACCAUUGAGGUCAGAUCGAGUAUUGCAUAUUCCCUUAAUGUGUUAUAUGAAAAUGUAUAUUUUAUGACUUUGAAAAAGCAGUCAUUGACAAGUGUUUUUUUUUUUUUAUAGAAUUAGACAAAUGUCAAAAACAGGAAAGAAAGCAAGGUUUUGUGGAGUCAUUUUUAAUGAUGUGUUCUUAUGUUCACCAAACAAACUUUGGAAUUUGUUUGACUCUUUUGUUUUUCCAUGAAAUCGUUUGAAGACAUCUAUUUAAAUCGUUAAUGGACUUUACUGACCAGCAAGUGCCUGCACAUUCAAUUGACUUUGAUUGGAUAAUGCUUUGACUUGUAUAACCCUCAUAACUCAAGGAAAUUAAGUGAAAGUUAAAUACUGUUCUUAAUUAAAGUAUCUUGGACAAUUUAUUGGAUUUUAAUCAAACAAAAUGGCACCACUUCUUAAAUGGGAGACAUCUGUAAUGGUCCCCAUUACAAUUAGAACAAGCUGACUAUAUUUUUAUCUAAACCAAAAAUCUGAAAAAGUGCUGUAGUCUGUUUGAAUUUCAGACAGAAAUUCAUUUCAGGGAAAGUUGAAUAGGAUCAUGAUGUAAUCCCCAUCAUGACAAAAACUCAUAAAAUUUGGACAUGUUUACAUCAAGGGCCCCCUUUACUAAGAAAUUUCACAAAGUUGAGAAAAAUUCAUUGACUAAUAAUUUUCUCAUGCCAGCGUCCUGCCUAUCCUAAGACUACAUUACAAGUUGUCAGAUUAGUAACGUAAUAAUUUAAGUCUACAUGUAAAGUCUUUAGCAAAUAAGUUUUGUGUAUUGGAUAUUCAGCACAAUUGUUGCAAUUUGAAAAUUGAUUGCAGUAGGCUUGAGAUCCAAGAUUGCUGGAUAGCAUUUUUAUUAAAAAGAUGUCUUCAUUUAAAGGUAGAAAAAUUAACUUUAAAAACAUUGUAAAAGUGAAUGCCUCCGUAUAUAAUUUUACUGAAAAAAAAAAACCAACCAAAAACUAGUAGUGUUCAAUAAUAUUGAUGUUAAAAUUCUACUAAACUCCUUAACAUCAUUAUGCCAUUCUUGCAUUAGUGUAUUGAAGAUUUUAUACCUUCAAAAGUUGGUGUUAUAUUGUACAAUGGCUUUAUGUCUACUAAAGAAGAACUGUACUUAGUAUGUCACUGGUUGAUUAAGAAUUUUUUUUUUUAAUAAUUGAUUGUGAAAUAUGAUGCUUCACGCUGGCAUACUAGUGCUUCGUGGAAAAAAAGAAAAAGGAAGGUGUGAAUUCUUGCUGUUCAUUUUUGUUGGAAUUCCUAGCCAAUAAAAUAGAUGUACUUAUCAAGAUUCAUUGUUCACAACUGCAAUGCAUUCAUAAGGAAAUGGCUAUCAUUAGAAUUUGUGAAGGAAACAUUUGAAAUGUAAAUACAUAGAAAUAUUUACCUUGUCAGAAUUGUGAAAAAAAAUAGUCCCCUCAUUCUACAGCCUUCAUGGAAAUAAAAUCUUCGCCCUUAAUUUGAAAAUUCAUUAAUUUGGUUUUGGUCUUUAUUUUUCAACAAAAUUUCAAGACCAAGGGGGUUAUUCUCCAAAAGAAUUCCUUUAAGUGUUCAUUAUUUCUUGAACAAUAUUUUGAUUUCAGAUUGAUUCUGAAAACAGUUAAGAAAUUUAUGGGUUUUUUUUGAGAGAGCAUGAUUGGUGUUGCAUCAUCUGGGUCUAUUGUAUUAGGAUUAUUUUUCACAAUAGUUUGGGUGCUUUUAUUAUACUGAUAUUUUUAUCAUUUGCAAGGCAUUUUUAAGUGUGGUGACUUGUAAAUUGUGUUUAAAUCUUCAUAUAUAUUUAUUAACCUUUCAGAAUGAAAUGUUGCAUCUUAAUGUUACACGUCUAAAAUCGAUAUCUGAUGAGUUGGGGCAAUAUUAAUCUCAGUAUCCUUCAGUGUUUUAAGUGAUGCAUUAAUCAAUAUCUACAUUACACUUCAUUGCCUUGACUUAUUUAUGAUUCCAUAGAGAAAUAUACUGUAUUUCCAGGUCUUGCAGAGAUUAUCAAUUUCUUUAUUACCUUUUUUGUUGUUCUGCCAAAUUGUUGGCAUUAAACAUUGUAAUCUUAUUAUGUAUGUAAAUAACAAAAUUGCUACAAAAUGUUACAUAUUGUACAGAUUUAGGGUAUUAAGCAGAAAAAACUAUUUGUUUAUCAUGUGUGUGUGUGAUGAUAGAUAACAUUCAGACUAAACUUGUUGAUUAUAAAACUGAUCUUUCUGAAACCAUAAGUGAAUCAAACGGCUCUUCAUUUUUUGUCAUUAUUCAGGCAUGAAUUUUAAUUAGAUGCAAUAUAUCUCAUAUCAUGUCCAAUUUAUAUCGAGACAGAGAUCUGCGAGUUUACCUAAAACACUGUCAGAAUUUAAUGUAAGUGAGGAUCUGCAAUUGAUAUUUUGAAACUGAAGAUCUCAAUUCUUUACUAUAUUAAAGUUUUUCCAUGUUGUAAAAUUCCAAAAUUGAAUUCUGUCUUUUAAUGUUGGUCAAUAAAUGAUUGUAUAUGUA